Molecule: messenger RNA, 1058 nt
Organism: Symbiodinium sp. CCMP2456
Lineage: Eukaryota; Dinophyceae; Suessiales; Symbiodiniaceae
Source: the annotation of a GenBank genome assembly
AUGCCUUAUCCGGAGCCCUUCAAGCUUGCGCCUGGCAUGAAGAAAGUUAUUCCGAUCAGCUUCCGGCCCUCGAAGUAUGUGCCGCACGUGGAUCGUGUGCAGAUAGUGACCAAAGGAGGCAGCUUCUUCGUGACCGUCAAGGCCGUGGUCAAGGACGUCGCGCUGUCUGUACCGCACUUUUUGGACUUUGGCCUCUGUCCCACCAUGGAGCGCUCGCAGCAGCAGAUUGAGGUGUACAACACCGGCACCCUCAAGGCGUCCAUGAAGUGGCACGCGAGGCCUCCCUUUACCGUGCGGUGCCCGGCCGCAGCCGUGGAGGUUGGCCAGUCGGUGCGAUGCACCAUCGAAUUUGAGCCGAAGACAGCAUCGGUCUUCGACGGCCUCAUCGCUUGUGAGGUGGCCUCAGGAGCAUCCAUAGCUGUGGAGGAGGACGACGAGAGCAGCGCUCGCUCACCGGAGGUGAAGCAGUAUGCUCUGCAGUGUACCGGCGUCGGAAAGAUGCCCCACCUCUGCGUGCCGGGCGGCGGGAGCCCCCUGGUCGAGUUUGGGGCGGUGUCGCCGGGCAAACGGGUCCCGCAAACGCUGGAGCUGAUGAACACGACACCGGUGCGCGCGGUGUUCAGAGUCCGGGCGAUGCUCGACCCGUCAGAGACCUCGCCGCUGCCUCCUUCGGCCUUUUGGGUGAGCCCCGAGUCCGGCGUCGUGGAGCCGAACUGUACUUUCUCGUUCACCUUCUACUUCCAGUCUCACACGGUGAAGGAGUACGCCUGCCAGCGUUUUCAAGUCAGCACGCCGGGGGGUACACCAUUGGUCGUCACAUGCAAAGCAUUCUGCCGGCCGAUUGACGUGCUCAUGUCGGCGAGGUCGAUCAACUUUGGCGAAGUGCCAAGCGGAAAGACCUAUUCGCGGACGCUCCAGCUUCACAACAAGAGCGAUCGACCGGCUCCCUACCACUUCGUGAAUGUGGAGCAGCGAGGCGUCUUCUGGGUGGACCGCCCUGUGGGAGUUAUCCCGCCCGACUCCUUCAUGGUGGUGACCGUCUUUUUUGGGCCGCUUUC